This is a messenger RNA of Pectinophora gossypiella (pink bollworm), 3009 nucleotides long. RefSeq names its product ubiquitin carboxyl-terminal hydrolase 5 (gene Usp5). The transcript is spliced from 17 exons. Lineage: Eukaryota; Metazoa; Arthropoda; Insecta; Lepidoptera; Gelechiidae. Gene Ontology annotation, biological process: protein deubiquitination. Gene Ontology annotation, molecular function: cysteine-type deubiquitinase activity; zinc ion binding; protein binding. The record is from RefSeq and is a predicted model, not a curated record. The coding region runs from base 96 to 2504 and encodes 802 amino acids.
CACUACAAACGUAGUUUUGGAGCGAGCGUCGCCGGAGACAUUUUUAUCAAAAGUCAAAAACUUGAAUUUUGUAUAUAAGAUUUUUGAAGAACACUAUGGCGUCAAUUGAAUUAUUAACGCCACAUUUGUCCAAAAUUAAAAUACCAGCUGAACGGCAAAUGGUUUACAAAGAUGAAUGCGUGUAUUCAUUUGACAAUCCGGAAUCCGAAACGGGAUUGUACGUGUCAUUGACCUCAUUUCUGGGCUUUGGGCGAAACUAUGUUGAGCAGUACUUUCAGAAGACCGGCAAUGCAGUCUUCCUUCACAUACAAAGAGAGAAGAAACCUGUGCCGGAACCCGAGAAGACAGGCGAUGGCCCGGAGAAGAAGAUCACGAGACUCGCGAUCGGCGUGGAGGGCGGCUUCGACCCGGACUACGGCAAGACCAAGUACACGUACACCGACCACUACAGCGUCGUCGUGCUGCCAGGCUUCCACACCUUCCCCUGGCCAGACACUGCGCUUCCUGAAGUGGUGAGGAAGGCGGCGCAGGGCGUGAUAGACGCGGAGUCUCCUUUCAAGAUGGCGGAAAUGGCAGCCAUGCAAGGCACCUGGGACGGGGAGGCACGCGAGGUGUCCGUCCACGCAGUAAACCUGAAGCAGCUGGAUAACGGCAUCAAGGUCCCGCCAUCGGGUUGGAAGUGUGCCAAGUGUGAUCUGAACACCAACCUGUGGCUGAACCUCACUGACGGCUCCAUACUCUGUGGACGGCGGUUCUUUGAUGGCUCUGGCGGGAACGAUCACGCGGUGGAACACUACCGCGAAACUGGCUACCCGCUGGCGGUGAAGCUGGGCACCAUCACGGCAGACGGCAAGGGAGACGUGUUCUCUUACGCUGAGGACGACAUGGUCAUCGACCCCUUCCUCGCCGACCAUCUCAAGCACUUCGGCAUUAAUGUGCAGCAGUUGCAAAAGACGGACAAAUCGAUGGUGGAACUAGAAUUGGAGCUGAACCAGCGUACAGGAGAGUGGAACACGCUGCAAGAAUCCAGCUCGGAGCUGCGGCCGCUGCACGGGCCCGCGCUCACUGGACUCAACAACCUCGGCAACUCGUGCUACAUCAACAGUGUGCUCCAGGUGAUAUUUCGUAUGCCUGACUUUGUCCGGAGAUUCGUGGAAGGUGCUCCCGACAUCUUCUCCACGUUCCCCGAGGAUCCUGUCAACGAUUUCAAUGUACAAACGGCGAAGCUUGGCGUGGGCCUGCUGUCGGGGCGCUACUCGUCGCCCGCGUCGGAGGAGGGCUGGCAGCGCGGCGUGUCCCCGCACAUGUACCGCCACCUGGUGGGCCGCGACCACCCCGAGUUCAUGACCAAGCGGCAGCAGGACGCGCACGAGUUCUACCUGCACCUGCUCAACUUGCUAGAGCGCCACAGCCGCCACAAGCCCAACCCGGCGGACUGCCUGAAGUUCGCGGUGGAGGAGCGCGUGGCGUGCGGGGCGUCGGGCCGCGUGCGCUACACGGCCCGCGCCGAGCACCACCUGCCGCUGCCCGUGCCGCUGGCCGCCGCCACCAACGGCGCCGCCCUCGCCGACUACGAGCGGCGCCGCGCCGCCGCCGACGCCAGCGGGCAGCGCCUGGACCCGUCAUCGACGGUGCGGCCACUGAUCCCCUUCAAGGCGUGCCUGGACAGCUUCAUGAAGGAGGAGGUUGUCGAGCAGUUCUUCAGCAGCGCGGUCAACAAGAAAGUUACCGCACACAAAAUGACCCGGCUCGCCACGUUUCCGGACUACCUGCUGAUCCAACUCAAGAAGUUCACCAUCAAGGAGGACUGGACGCCCGCCAAGUUGGAUGUCGCCGUCGAGAUGCCCUGGGAGAUGGACCUGUCGUGCCUGCGCGGCCGCGGGCCGCAGCCGGACGAGCAGCCGCUGCCAGACAGCGCGCCCGAGACCCCCGCGCCCGUGUUCGACGAGAACCUGCUCGCGCAACUUCUAGACAUGGGUUUCCCCCUCGAGGCGUGUAAGAAGGCGCUUUACUACACCAACAACUCUGGCAUGGAGGCUGCCUCCAACUGGCUUAUGGAACACAUGACGGACUGGGACUUCGCCAACAAGUUCGAACACCCCGCGAAUAACAGUGGCGCCAGCGGCGGCGCUGUGGCGGACGAGGCGAGCGUGGAGCAGAUAAUGAGCAUGGGAUUCACGCGCGCGCAGGCCGGCAAGGCGCUGGCGGCCACGGGCGGAGACGUGGGCCGCGCCGUCGACUGGAUCUUCAGCCACGCCGGCGAGCUGGACGCGCCCGACCAGGCGCCCGCCGCGCCCGACCGCACGCUCGGCUGCAGGGACGGGCCCGAGAAGUACAAGUUGGUGGCGUUCAUAUCUCACAUGGGCACGUCGUCGAUGGUGGGCCACUACGUGUGCCACGUGCUGCACGAGGGCCGCUGGGUCAUCUUCAACGACAACAAGGUGGCGCUCUCAGAAAACCCUCCCAAAGAUCUCGGCUACUUGUAUUUAUAUGAAAGGCUGUGAUGACACCGCUAGUGAUUCGAACCAAAAAUCAAUGGCUCCGUUAUACGGAUCGCAGAAUUUAAUGUACUAGACUGCAUUAUGUAAUAUGACACAGAAAUAAGAGAUUUUAAAUAACUACUUUUUAGGCGAUAUUUAUUUUAUAGAAACAAAUUUUUAAUAAAUUUCAACUAGGUUAACUAAAUUGUAUUUUUAUGUCUUAUAAAGUAGUUAUUUUGCAUAAGAAUGCAUUUCUUUUUUGCAAUUUAUUUUUACAUUUUUAACAAGAGUGCAAUUGUUUAUUGUAACAUGCUGUUUUGUAUUAUAACUUUUUCGUAAUUGUAUGUAAUCAUAUUAUGUUGUUGUUAUUGCUACUAGAUUUGCUCUCGGAAUUAUGACUCAUACAGUUACUGCCUACCCUUAAGGAGGUGAUGCUCCUAUUUCCUAGCGUCAGUACAGUGGUGGUCGCCGCAGUAUGAAGCAGCAACAGACAACGAAAUUGAAAAUACAUUAUUAAAAUGCUCUCUUA